CUCCCUCUCAAUCUCAUCAAAUUCAAAUCAAUCUCUCUCUCUUCAUAUUUCACUUAACUCAUCAAUCUUUGUCACUCCAUUCGACAAUAAUGUCUGGUCGUGGAAAGGGAGGCAAGGGUUUGGGCAAGGGCGGAGCAAAGCGGCACCGCAAGGUCCUCCGAGACAACAUCCAGGGGAUCACGAAGCCGGCGAUUCGGAGGCUGGCCAGGAGAGGAGGUGUUAAGAGAAUCAGUGGGCUGAUCUAUGAGGAGACUCGAGGAGUGUUGAAGAUUUUCUUGGAGAAUGUGAUUCGCGAUGCUGUGACCUACACAGAGCACGCUAGGAGGAAGACUGUGACUGCCAUGGAUGUUGUCUAUGCUCUCAAGAGGCAGGGGAGGACUCUGUACGGUUUUGGAGGUUGAGGCUUUGGGUUUUGUUUAGGUCUGUGCUUAUGUAAUAGAAUUAAUGACUCUACAUUUCAAUAUAAUGCAUUUCUGGUUUUGCUACAACAUUUCUCUCUGUGUAUGUUGUUGUGUUGUGUGUGUCUCUAAUCUAAUACUAUGAUUUUCAUUUUGAUUGCC
Messenger RNA from Camellia sinensis, 560 nucleotides. RefSeq names its product histone H4. The record is from RefSeq and is a predicted model, not a curated record. Gene Ontology annotation, cellular component: nucleosome. Gene Ontology annotation, molecular function: protein heterodimerization activity; DNA binding; structural constituent of chromatin. NCBI's taxonomy places the organism in Eukaryota, Viridiplantae, Streptophyta, Magnoliopsida, Ericales, Theaceae.